Molecule: messenger RNA, 1557 nt
Organism: Xiphias gladius (swordfish)
Lineage: Eukaryota; Metazoa; Chordata; Actinopteri; Istiophoriformes; Xiphiidae
Product: cAMP-regulated phosphoprotein 19-like
Exons: 3
Coding region: 227-565 (112 amino acids)
Cellular component (GO): cytoplasm
Molecular function (GO): protein phosphatase inhibitor activity
Source: RefSeq, a predicted model, not a curated record
AUUUCCGGUCGCUUGACAGACGUUCAUGUCACAGACUGUAAAUUGGGAUCCUUAGAUGCCGCGGUCGGGUUCGUGUAAUGCUUAUGGUCCAAUCUGCCUCUCUGGCAUCGAUUCACCGUCCUGUUGCUGGACAGGCUGCUGCCCUCGCCCGCCUCGUCGCUGCCAAGUGCUGCCUUUCAUCGUCCACGAGAGCUAGUUUGACGCAGAGUAGGGACUCAGUACAGCUAUGUUCGAGGAGGUCGAAGAAACGAUGACUUCUGAGGAUCAGCAGGAAAUGGAGGACAAAGUAAUCAGUCCCGAGAAAGCAGAGGAGGCCAAACUGAAGGCCAGGUAUCCUAACCUCGGAGCCAAGCCUGGAGGCUCAGACUUCCUCAGGAAAAGACUUCAGAAGGGGCAAAAGUAUUUUGACUCUGGUGACUACAACAUGGCCAAGGCAAAAAUGAAGAAUAAACAGUUGCCAUCAGCCCCAACGGAGAAGACUGAGAUCACAGGGGGCCACAUCCCAACACCUCAGGACCUGCCUCAAAGAAAGACUUCAAUCGUGGCCAGCAAACUGGCUGGUUAAUGGUUCUAUGUUUACUGUAUUGUCACCAUUCCAACCCCCACUUCAUAUCUACCUGCCGUUUUUGUUAGUUUUUCACCUUUUUAUGUAUUCUCUAAGAACAAGUUAUGUACCAAGCCAAAUACUUGAGGAAAAUUGGCCACUGUCAGGCACUGAACUGUCAGUGAGUUGAAUCCAACAAAAUAGUAGCAGAAAAUGUUUCUCAAGCUUUUAAAAGACUGAAUAGUGACUGAUUCUGAAAAUAUCACACUCAUAAAUAUGAAUGGAUGUUAAUGUUAUCUUAUUUUCAUAGAACAUUUUUUCACUUUUAAGGAUAUAUGCCUUCAUACAAAUGCCUAACAGCAGGUGAAAGGAUCUGCCUUCAUCACCACAAGGGAAUCUUGUCACUGGUAAUUAGAGACAACUUCUGAGUUAAGAAGAUGUUAUCAGAGUUUGCAUUGAGGUAUGUGUGAAGUACAAGUAUCAUUUACAGAUACGCUUUUCUGUUUGAAACUUUUGAGUGUUCACCUGCUCAUUUGGAGGCAUGUCUGUUUAAAUAGUGAAAAGUGAAGUAAUCAUGCUGUUUCUUUUCUAAUCCUUGAUUUUGUUUCUGUCCCUUCCUCUCCCUGUGAAGCAAUUUGAUUCUGUGCUUUCCAAGUACUGAAGAUUAGAUCACAGUUUGUAGCCAGUUGUAUUUUAAUUCAUUUUAGUGACAUUGGUUUUGCCAUGUCUUACUGCUGGUUUGCAUCUCAUCCUGACCUCUAAAAUGGCCUUAAAAGUAAUGAACCGUUGUUCCUCUUGAGCAAUAUUUGCUCCCUCAGUGAGAAUCUUAGUUGUGAGUCUUGCCUGAAAUGUCUGUCACUGUCUGACUGGAAUCACUUAGGAUUUUAUGGAAAGAAACUCCCUUGACAUGUCUGGUGUGUGCAUGUGCAUUAACUGUGCAGUCACACUGUGCCAUUUGUUUUGUAAAUAAAAUAGUUUUGCAUAAUAUCUUAUAAGAACACUUACUCAAUUGA